This is a messenger RNA of Miscanthus lutarioriparius, 1119 nucleotides long. The record is from the annotation of a GenBank genome assembly. NCBI's taxonomy places the organism in Eukaryota, Viridiplantae, Streptophyta, Magnoliopsida, Poales, Poaceae.
AUGAAGAGCCUGCAGUGCUUCAAGCAGAGCGGCGGCGGCGGCGGCGGCGGCGGCAAUGGUGGCCAGCCGGGGAAGCGGCUGGAGCGGCGGCUGUCGCUGGGCGAGUACAAGAAGGCAGUGUCGUGGUCCAAGUACCUCGUGGCGCCGCCGGGCGCCAGGAUCCGGGGCGGCGGCGAGGAGCUGUGGAGCGCCGACCUGUCCAAACUGGAGAUCCGGGGCAAGUUUGCGUCAGGCCGGCACAGCCGCGUCUACUCCGGCAGGUACGCCGGCCGCGAGGUGGCCAUCAAGAUGGUCAGCCAGCCCGAGGAGGACGCCGCGCUCGCCGCUGAGCUAGAGCGCCAGUUCGCCUCCGAGGUCGCGCUCCUCCUUCGCCUCCACCAUCCAAACAUCAUCUCGUUUGUUGCAGCAUGCAAGAAACCACCAGUAUUCUGCAUCAUCACCGAGUUCAUGGCUGGGGGUUCCCUUAGGAAAUAUCUACAUCAGCAGGAACCUCAUUCAGUUCCCCUCAAACUAGUGCUGAAAUUAGCUUUAGAUAUCGCUCGCGGAAUGAGUUACCUACACUCCCAGGGUAUACUUCAUAGAGACCUGAAAUCAGAGAACAUACUUCUGGGAGAAGAUAUGUCAGUCAAAGUGGCAGAUUUCGGGAUUUCAUGCUUGGAAUCACAGUGUGGAAGUGGCAAGGGGUUUACAGGAACCUACAGGUGGAUGGCUCCAGAAAUGAUCAAAGAGAAACAUCAUACUAGGAAAGUGGAUGUGUACAGCUUUGGAAUCGUCAUGUGGGAGAUUUUGACCGCUUUGGUUCCGUUCAGCGACAUGACUCCAGAGCAGGCUGCUAUCGCUGUUGCCCUGAAGAAUGCAAGGCCGCCACUGCCCGCUUCAUGCCCUGUGGCAAUAAGUCACCUGAUCAUGCAGUGCUGGGCGACCAACCCUGACAAAAGACCUCAGUUUGACGACAUUGUGGCGAUCCUCGAGAGCUACAAAGAAGCCCUCGGUGAGGAUCCAUCAUUCUUCUUGUCAUAUAUACCACCUCCGCACCACAGCCACCACCACCAUCAUCAUCAGAGCCUUCUCCGGUGCUUCCCUCGCUCCAUGCGAAGGUCUGCAUCACUGAAAGUAUGA